UGAGCAAAAGGCUAGAGAUUCCAUGUUUUACUCAUACAAGAGGCAUAUAAAUGGCUUUGCUGCACUUCUUGAAGAAGAAGAAGCUGCUGAGAUUGCUAAGCAUCCAAAUGUGGUAUCAGUACUAGAAAACCAAGAGAGAAAGCUGCACACAACUCAUUCAUGGGAGUUUCUUGGACUGGAAAAGGAUGGCUCUGUUAGUCCGUCUUCCCUUUGGGAGAAAGCUCGGUAUGGCGAAGAUACCAUCAUUGCAACGAUUGAUUCCGGUGUUUGGCCUGAAUCAAAGAGCUUUAGUGACGAUGGGAUUGGACCCAUUCCUUCCAAAUGGAAAGGUACCUGUCGGUUUGAAGGCCAUAAGCAACAUCUUUGCAACAGAAAACUGAUUGGGGCCAAGUACUUCAAAAAGGGGUACGAAGCCUACACGGGGCAGCCCCUCAACUCAUCAUUCCAGAACGCGCGCGACUCGGUAGGCCACGGGACCCACACCCUCUCGACGGCCGCCGGGAGCUUCGUCCCCUGGGCCAGCGUGUUUAGUGUCGGGAACGGUACCUCCAAGGGCGGGUCCCCCCGAGCCCGCGCUGCCGCUUACAAGGCGUGCUGGUCUACCUCGCAGGGCACCGGCUGCGUGGACGCCGACAUCAUGAAGGCUUUCGACGAGGCCAUCCACGAUGGGGUGGACGUGCUGUCGGUCUCCCUCGGCGGGAUGCCUAGCCCCUAUUACGAAGACACUAUCGCCAUUGCCGCCUUCCACGCCGUGCGGAGAGGGGUCGUCGUGGUGGCCUCUGCCGGGAACUACGGGGUGGCGGAGUCCGUGACGAACAUGGCCCCUUGGAUCAUAACUGUCGGGGCAAGCACACUCGACCGCGAGUUUCACGCCGAUGUUGAGUUGAGGGACGGAAGGGUGUUUACGGGUACAAGCUUUACGAGACCGUUGCCGGAGAACAAAUUCUACCCGCUUAUUAGCGCCGCCAAUGCUAAAGCUGCUAAUGCAACCGAAGGAGCUGCUUUACUCUGCCUGCCGGGUACGUUGGACCCGAAAAAGGUGAGGGGCAAAAUAGUUGUUUGCCUAGGAGGGGAAAACCUACACCUUGAAAAGGGUUGGGUGGCAGCACGAGCAGGCGCUGUUGGGAUGAUUCUCAGCAACGAUGAGAUUUGGGGAUCUACGAUCACGGCUGAACAACAUUUUCUACCGGCUGCACAUAUCGAUUAUGCCGACGGCCGUGCUCUCUUUUCCUAUUUAAUUAGUACCAAGAAUCCAGAAGGUCUUAUUAGGACUCCAACUGCGGUGCUGAAGAUAAAACCGGCUCCGGUUAUGGCCGCCUUCUCUUCUAGGGGACCGAAUGUCGUCACCCCGGAAAUCCUUAAGCCCGAUAUUGCGGCUCCAGGAGUCAACAUAAUAGCUUCUUUUACCGAGGCAAUAAGCCCGACGGGGUUGGACAUUGACCACCGCAGGACACCUUUCGCCGUGAUGUCUGGGACCUCUAUGUCUUGUCCCCAUGUUGCGGGUGUUGUGGGCCUGCUCAAGACGUUGUAUCCCGAUUGGAGCCCGGCUGCAAUUAGAUCCGCCAUCAUGACAACCGCGAGGAUCCGUGACAACACGGGUAACCCGAUGUCCAACUUUACCCACUCGAAGGACACCCCCUUCGGGUAUGGGUCAGGCCACAUCAGGCCGAACCGGGCCCAGGACCCUGGCCUGGUCUACGACCUGACGGUCAACGACUACAUUGACUUCCUCUGUGGGAUCGGCUACAACGGGAGCAGGCUGGCACAAUUCGCCACAUCUGACUACCACUGCCCGGAGGACUACAGCAUCCUCGACUUCAACAACCCGGCAAUCACGGUCCCAAAAAUCAACGGUUCAGUCACCGUGACCCGGAAGGUGAAGAAUGUGGGCCAGCCCGGGAAGUACGCCUCACGCAUUCGCCAUCCCCCCGGCUUCAGGGUCUCGGUUGAGCCAAACGUGCUGGAAUUCGAGAAAAUCGGGGAGGAGAAGGUGUUUAGGGUGACUAUAAAGGACAAGAGAUCAGGUGUCAGUGUGGAGAGGGAUGAUUAUGCGGCUCUUUUUGGUGCCGAGAGGCCGUAUAGCUUUGGGGAGCUUAUGUGGUCUGAUGGUAGGCAUUAUGUGAGGAGUCCAAUAGCGGCGAGAACUACAUAUUUUGGCUAA
Molecule: messenger RNA, 2161 nt
Organism: Striga hermonthica
Lineage: Eukaryota; Viridiplantae; Streptophyta; Magnoliopsida; Lamiales; Orobanchaceae
Source: the annotation of a GenBank genome assembly